AUGUCGAAGGCUUUGGAAAGAUCAAGAAAGAGUGCCGAGGCGUUGCAGGAAGCUUUUCGAGUGCUGAAACCAGGAGGCCGUUUCUUGUGUCUGGAAUUCAGCCACGUAAACAAUCCACUCAUUUCAAGACUUUACGACCUUUAUAGUUUCCAGGUGAUUCCUGUAUUGGGGGAGUUGAUCGCUGGAGACUGGAAAUCCUAUCAGUACCUUGUUGAGAGUAUUAGACGCUUCCCAGACCAGGAAGAAUUCAAAGCAAUGAUUGAAGAAGCAGGGUUUCUGAAGGUGAAUUACAUUAACCUGUCUUCGGGAAUUGUUGCGAUUCACUCUGGGUUCAAGCUGUGAGCAGACUAUACUGCUUUCAGAGACCUUAUCAAAGGCAGACAGGGAAAUCAUCUAGAAACGUGCUCCCAUCAGCAGAACAGCAGGAGGCUGUUUUUAAUUUUGGAUGAUGAUGAUGACGACUACAAUGGUUCUCAUUAUUUUCAAUGGGGAUACUGUCAUUUGAUAGCUGAAGAAUAACUGUCAGGGAAUACUCCAGUACUCUUCAGUGCACUAGUGUACGGGAAGCUGAUGUGUGACGUCUUUUAUUUUCUUAUCACACACUUGGAUUCUGACACUUAUUGUGAGAAUUAGUGACAUGAAUGCAGUUGAGAUGUAAUAUUCUGUGGUGAAAAAGUUUGGUAAUCCUUUUCUGUAAUUACAACACUUAAUGCACAUGUGACAUUCCCACAGCACUCCUAAAUUCUUCUCCAUGCCUGCCAUAUCUUUCCAAGUGUUAGUUUUAAUUUAUCUCCAUUUGUGUCUUCAGUUUGCAUUUGGUGUUUCUGUCAGUAUCAGUUUACAGUCUUCGUGCCGUCCUUGCUCUGACUGAGGUACAGGAAUGAGCAAGCCCAGACCGCGUGAUAUAUAUAUAUAUAUAUAUAUUGAUAUAUAUAUGUAAAAUUCUGUAGUGAAAUGCUGAUGUAGACAUUUAACAAGUCUGGCUCUAAAACUGAGCUGCACCUAUUGAGUACAGGAGUUCCAUCAUGGUGGAAUGGAAGCUUUCAUCUGAACUGGAGUCUGUUUAUGAGCUUUCUUGAACACCACUGCAGCAGUGAUGCUUCCCUGAGUGGUGCAGCAUGGUGUGGUUGGCUUGCAGCUGGUGCAGCGCAGUUGGCUUGCGCUGGUGCGGCAUGGCUGGCUUGCGCUGGUGCAGCAUGGCAUAGGCUGGCUUGCACUGCUGCUGUGCGGCGCAGCUGGUUUGUGCUGGUGCAGCACUGUGUGGCUGACUUUUGCUGGUCGAAUUUGGAAUUGCUGGAUAGUGAAGAGCUUUUAGUCCUCUGUUCUUUAUAAAGCUGCCUGCUGCAAUUACUGUUUCUUGUUAUGUGAAACUUCAUGUUCUGGAUCACAGCAGUGUUGUUAAGUUUAACUAUGCAUUAUGUGUACUUAAAUGUAUACUGGAGUGCUUUCAGUCUUCAAGUAAUAUAAAUGUAGAUUUUUGGUG
Molecule: messenger RNA, 1483 nt
Organism: Protopterus annectens (West African lungfish)
Lineage: Eukaryota; Metazoa; Chordata; Ceratodontiformes; Protopteridae
Gene: COQ5
Product: coenzyme Q5, methyltransferase
Exons: 4
Coding region: 1-342 (113 amino acids)
Biological process (GO): ubiquinone biosynthetic process
Molecular function (GO): methyltransferase activity
Source: RefSeq, a predicted model, not a curated record